Molecule: messenger RNA, 2244 nt
Organism: Diplodia corticola
Lineage: Eukaryota; Fungi; Ascomycota; Dothideomycetes; Botryosphaeriales; Botryosphaeriaceae
Product: heterokaryon incompatibility protein
Exons: 2
Coding region: 1-2244 (747 amino acids)
Source: RefSeq, a predicted model, not a curated record
AUGGAAUCAUUCUGCAACGCAUGCUCAAACAUCUUCAUCGGCGGCAAGUCACGCAAGAGGGACGUGGGUGGAGCCACGUUCCUUCAUCAUGAGUCAUUCGCCGCGUUCCAAGACGCAUUGCGUACGGGUUGUUUCUUCUGCGAGAUGAUGGAGAGAGCUUAUGUCAACGAACACGGUGGUUUUUCGGAACAGACACGGAAUGGCAGUCAAAGCUUCAAGAUCACAUACAUCUUUGAAACCGAUGUCGAGUGGCUUGGCUAUGUCAGCGAUGACAAUGAGGAGGAGCAAGAGGAAGUCGAAGAGACGGAUGCACGGGCUGUUUCCGAACAACACGAAAGCGGCAGAGUUGAUGACAGCGAUUCGAACAGCAUUGUGGAGGAGCCAGCGGAGACGUUUGAUACCUUUCAGAUGCUCUUGGUCCAUUUCUGGCGUGGUGAGCACGAUCGGACAGUCAAGGACUUCUGGCUGCUUCCAACUCAACAUGCAGGAGCGUAUGCAUCCGAGAAGGACCCCGGCAUUGAGGUGGUCUACAGCCAUCCGAUCGAGGACAAUACCGGCUCGGAGCCGAAUCGUCUGCUGAUACGCAAGUGGAUAGACUACUGCACCAAGCAUGAUGAUGCUUGCCCGCUACCACCGAGCACAGCUGUACGUCUGCCGACUCGUGUCAUCGACGUGGGCAACACCGGAGAUGGCCAGGUGCGCCUUCACGUCACGCAGGAAUCGGACAUCAAGCACGGCCGUUACAUCUCGUUGAGUCACCGAUGGGGAGAAGUGAACCUCCCCAAAUGCACCAAGAGCAGUCUUUCUUCCCUACAGCAGGGCUUCGAUGUGGCCGGCCUGCCGAAGACGUUUAGGGAUGCCAUCGAAGUGACGCGGGAACUGGAAGUCCGCUUUCUCUGGAUCGACUCCCUCUGCAUUCUCCAAGACUCGGCCGAAGACUGGGCGCAGGAGGCCGGCAUGAUGGGCGAGGUCUACCGAAACUGCUAUGUGAACAUCGCAGCCACCGCUGCGCAAGACAGCGAUGGUGGCUUGUUCUUCGAUCGCCGCAAAAGGGACGUCGAACACUUGGAGGUGGAAAUCGACUGGUUCUCUGAAAAUAAUUCUGCCCCCGCUAGCGAAGAAGCCGCGUCUCGUCCUCGAUACGUCUCCUGCCACUGCUGGGAUCCCGACCUAUGGAGCUUCGAAGUCGAGCUCGCCGUCGUCAACACGCGCGGCUGGGUCGCCCAAGAGCGCCUCUUCUCCCCGCGCAUCCUGCACUUUGGCGCGAACCAGCUCCUCUGGGAAUGCAGCGCGCGCGCCGCCUGCGAGAUGAGCCCCGGCGGCGACCCCGACCUCUCCAUCGGCCCCCAGCUGCGGCCGUGGAAACACCUCGCCGACUGCUUCCGGGACGCCGCCAACACGACGCCCAUGCGCUCGUUGACGAGGCCCCAGCGCUUCAAGAAGUGGCAGGCGUGGUGGGACUUCGUCGAGGCGUACACGACGCGCGACUUCACGUACUCGUCGGACAAGCUCAUCGCCAUCUCGGCCGUCGCCAAAGCGAUGAUGGCCCAGCACGAGGGCGUGCCCGAGGACUACAUCGCCGGGCUGUGGGCGUGGUGGCCGGAGCUGGACCUGUGCUGGCACGUAUCGCACAACCGGCAGCCGCCGCUGUCGUUCAGGACGACGGUUCGGCCGGCGGAUGGGAAGAGCGCGUGGCGCGCGCCGUCUUGGAGCUGGGCGAGCGUGGACGGGCCGGUCAUCAGAGCGUACGUCGAUCGCGGCGACGAAGCCGUUUUGCUGGUCCGCGUUCUGGACGCCCGCGUCGUUGCGCUGCGUGGACGCGACAGGACUGGCCAGCUGGAGGAUGCGUCGUUGGAAGUCGAAUGCCGCGUCUUCUCUGCAGCUUGGUCAACGCCUCCCCUUGCCGAUGUUUCGAGAGAUGGGGCAAAGCUGCUGGACGCCAGUGGAAACGGUGUGCUCACCGGGAGUAUCAGCUUCGAUGAUUUCCAUCAGGCGAGUGCUGUGGCUGCUUCGGAUAGCGUCCGAGUGGUAUGUCUGCCAAUCACGCAGAUAUUCACUCAGUUCGAUGAUCCGUUGGGGCAAUACUUCGUACACGGGCUCCUGGUGGAGGUUGUGCCGGGCGAUGCCCUUGUCUAUCGCCGAGUGGGCCAUUUCAUGGUCAACGGCAGCAUUGAUCAGUUAUACGCUGUGGCGGAGAAAGAAGGCUUUAGGAAUACAGGUCCUGUAGUGGCUACACUGCUGUGA